CGUAGAGCAUGCAUACAAGGAUAGAGGGGAGGCCCCUCAUCAAUGUAAAUUCUGUGAUUUCCGUUCAGCGCACUCGUGGGCCCUAGCUAAACAUAGACCUGUCUGUAAAUAUAAGGGUACCUCUAAAGAACUAGCUGGAGAAAUACAACAGAGAGAACUGCUUUUAGCCCAGGGAGAUAUACAGCAGCGUGAUCUGCUUCAGGGAGAGAUCCAUCAACGGGAGCUUCUCGUCCUUGCCCAGGAAGAGAUUCAGCAGCGGGAGCUUUUGCACAACCAUGAUCAGCAGCGAGAUAUCAUUAGUAGGGAGCAUCACAAGUUUGUUACAAGAGACUUCAUGCAGCACAGAUUACAUAUGUGAUAACUGCUUCCGAUAUGCACCCCCCNCGUCAGUUGUAUAGUACGGGCCGGGUCAUGUACAUUGUGUAAGGAUUUAUAUUCCUCGGCGGCCAGUACUAUCACUUUACUGAGGCCUGAAACAGCAGUUUUAUACUUUUUAUAAUAUUUUACAUCCUAAAGAAAACUUUAACAUAAUGCACAAAAAUUACCUAAAUGUAAAUAUUUUGUAAGUAAAUUAUCAAAUAUGUAUCAGAUUGUACCUGUUUAAAUCACAAGAAUUGUUAUGCUAAAUAAUACUGAACUACAACAAACGUACAAUUUAACUUCUCUUGGAGUACUUUAACAAAUCUCUGCAUCACAACUUUGUUAGAUAUAAAAACUGAAUAUUCCACAUUUGUAGAAAAAAAUGGCGGAAAUUUUGCAGGAUCCCCCUCCUCUUCCAUCCAUCUCACAUCAGGAUAUUCAAGAAGCUACUCAGGUUGAUACUGAACUAGGAUUAACCCCAGAUCAAAUUCAACAAUUUCAUCAGCUGGGAGCAUCUACUCCCAACUUCCUCCAUCCUGUACUUCACUACCAGCUGCAGGGCACUUGGGAAACCCCUAGCGGCAAGUUUGUGAACUAUAUAAUUCUCAAGGACAGUUUAGAAAGUAAAGUUGAUAUUUCCAGGAUUUAUUUCAACAUUGAAGAUAUUAAUAAAUGCCGCGGGUUCAAUCUGGAUCUAUCAGGAGUAAAUGACAGGUAUCAUCUGAAUCUAUUAAACUUGAUCCUUGAGUUUCCACAUAGUGAGCUAGUGAUGGAUCUCUUUAAAGAAUUUCUCAACAGCCUCAAUCCUCUUGCCAGUACAGAGGUCACUGAACCCUUGUCAACACCCAG
Messenger RNA from Eurytemora carolleeae, 1209 nucleotides. RefSeq lists its product as uncharacterized. NCBI's taxonomy places the organism in Eukaryota, Metazoa, Arthropoda, Copepoda, Calanoida, Temoridae. The record is from RefSeq and is a predicted model, not a curated record.